CGCCGCAGUCAGUCUUCGACACGCGCGGAUCGCGUCCGCAUCGGGCCAGUGAGUGAAGUGAAACUUGUACCGGUUGCGACUGACCGGCGAGACAACCCCACAGUGACGAUAAAAAAAAAUUAAGUGUACGUUGUAAAAAAAGAAAAAAAAAACACUACUUUGCUCCAUUUUCAAAAUCCGAGCAAACUGUGUUUUGGGAAUGUAAUUGGCAUUUAUAAAGUGACGUGACAGUGCCGGAUUGUGGACCAGUGGAUUUUUGGACCAGCCAGCGCAAGGACUAUAAUGUUAUUCUGGAUUUGACAACGACCAUCGCUGCUUCCGAUCUUGACUUCAAUUUAUCAGGUAUACAACCAGGAUAAAACACAAAAAACAAAAAUCAUAUAGAUGAAAAUUAGAAGAUAGCGCGGCAGGGUGGCGGCGUCCAAGUAUGGCGGUGGCGGGCUGUCGCUGGGCUCCGGGGUCGCGGUGAGGCGCGGCAUGAAGUGCGCGGGCGUGGCCGGCGGCGGCGACGAGCUGCUGCUCGGCUCCUGCUGGCUCGACUCCAAGCUCGAGCCCAGCUCCCCCCCUUCCACCUGCCACGAGCUCAUCGACUCGCUCCUUGCCCCCCCGCCCCUCGCGGAACUCAAACCGCUCCCUCCCUUCACCGGCUACACCGGCCAUCUCUCCAUCAACGGCAUCUCUGGACAUCACUUCCAUGCUAUAGCGCAACGGCUCCCUGAAGAAAACAAUAACUACCCAACGCAAAGCGGCUACGGGGGCGACAACGAUGUUGUAUCUUCUUCGACGUGCGCCGCUGACGCUGAACCCCCAGAUCUCGAAGACGUCAAACCAUUCUUAGAAGCCCCAGAUACAAAACCGUUUGCCGAAACAACAGCUUCCGGCGCAGCGGACUCUUGCGCCGCAUCUUGUUCCCCUCCGGCGAAAUUGUUUGACGAGAACCACAAACAAGAUAUGUACGACAUCAGCUCUAUAGAGGAUAUAGCUGCUAUCAUUGGCUCGGCUAUCGCUGACACUACAGUCCCAUCACAACCUGAACCCGAUGACCGAAAUGAUUCCAGAGACAGUUGGAUGGACAUCGAUGCGUGGAUUGCAAGCGCUUGCGGACAACAUGGCGAUAAAAUUGUUCAACAAGACCUGACAGAAUUCGGUCUUCCAGGUUCCCCACCGUCACAAAACCAUCAUCCCAGUCUCGAAUUCUCUAAACCUGGACAAGAUUUCGUUAAAAGUCAGGAAUUUCUCCAGAAGAACUUACAAGCGGGCUCCACACUUCAGUCGCUAUUAACACAUGGCUACAUGCCCCUACUUCAGAAUCGGCUUCAAAACGGUCCUCCAGUAAAACAGGAGGCACCGAGUUCGACCAGCUACGGGAUGGAAGUGAUAUCAACAUCUUCACCGCCAGGGAAUGCUGUGUCUACAACUGACGGUGUCGGAAGUAUCCUCAAUGGUCGAUACGCUUCUCACUACGCACUCAGCCUGAAACCAGACGGGUUGUGUAGUCCAGAGAGACUGCUGGGCUACCCUCACGCGCACACGACGACAGUCACGCCAGUUAGUAAAAGUAAAAGAAAUAGAAGUAAACCGAAGCAAAGCAGCUUGCAUGGGAACUCACUGCCUUUUCCUUCAGCGACGGCGGCAGAAUUGAGUGGGCUUUUGGGGAAAGAGAAGCCGGUACACCGCUGUGGGAUCUGCAAUCGAGGGUUUUUAAACAAAUCAAAUAUAAAGGUGCACCUUCGCACGCAUACUGGGGAAAAGCCGUUCAGGUGCGACGUGUGCGCAAAGGCGUUCAGACAGAAGGCCCACCUGAUCAAGCACCAGCAGAUACACAAGAGGAUCGGCAGGGACUAGCAAAGACUUUGUACUACACUAGCUCAAAUGAAGCAUUUCGUAAUUUAGUUGUGUGAGUGUCUGUGUAUGUGCGCGAGUAUUGAAUCUCAUUUAGGCUAUCUGUACAUGAGCUGAACGUUCAAGUAUAUUCCCUUAGAGUAACAUUCCUAAGGACAAGUGCAAUGUUGACUAGUUUUAAGAGCCUUCAGAUUUAUUAUGUAGAUAAAUUGUUUAUACGUUGUUGUAUGAUCUAAGGAAAUCAUUUCACUUGUUUUUACAGUGUAGAUUAAUCCGUCUCAUAAUUAUAGUUAUUUCGGGUAUGUCUUUGAUUCGCUUCGGACACAGGUUUAUAAGAAUUUUGUAGAUAUCUACCCAUUUAGCAUACAUUGCGCAUCUUUGCUGUAUAAUGCAAAAUUUUCCAGCUAUAAUGCGCACAAAUUAAAAAAAUUCAUCGAAUGUUAAAUUCAUCUUGCUCCUCAUAAGUACAGUGGUCGAAGUUCGACUGAACAAAACAUAAACAAAAUGUAUAUUUUCUCGGAUAUUUAUGAAGAUUACUCCGAUUACCUACUUAUAGUCAAAUUAGUUUUACUUGUAUGAUUUAAGUUCUUGUUCUUUGAAACAGAAAUGACAAAGCAGAAGAGGCUAACAUGAAAAGAACUAUGUUCUAUAUUGUUGACAUAGUUUUUAAACUUUUCUUUUGUAGGUUCUAUUUAACUUGCUCCUUUUCACAUCACAUACUGUUGAAGUUUAAACUAUACUUAAAUUUGAAUUAAAUUAUAUAACAAGUCCGAAUUAUAAUGUAACUCUUUACAAUUAGGCUUAAAUUAAAUAUUGAAAUUGUCUAUGCAAUAUGAGUGACUUAAAACAGAUAAAGUGCCGAUUCCGAAAUUCUAUACACGCAAAGUAUAAUGUAAGCUGUUAUUACAACUAAAGGAUAUGUUUGUAUAACCCGUCGGAAAUAUGUAUACAAAUCACAGGAAACAAUUGUCAUUUCAUCAAAUCCGCACCUAAUUUCAACUUAUUUAAACUCUCAAGAAACACAAAAACCUAUUUCCAAAAAUGUUUUAAAAAUCUAUUUAUAUUUAGAAUACUAUAUACAACACUGGCUGAAAAAAAAAAACAAAUUCUAUUUUAAAUUAUUACCUUAGUAACCCAGAUCGCGAACGCCCUACGUUCGAGCACGCGAGCGGAUUCGCGUCCGGGAAGCGGACGGAAACCGAAAAAAUCCGACAUAAUCGUAGAUCCUCUCUUGCGCAACCGCCGGCUUGCGCGCCCGAUAAUUGGCGCGAAAAAACUGGGUAUAUGCGAAGGACGGCACAACACGCGAGUAGUGCAGAUCUAUCAUAUUUAUUGAUUAGAUUUAUUAGUCAUUAUCUUUCAUGAGUGCAACUUGAAAUUGUUACAAAAAAAACGUGUUGCACUCCGGGAGUGCCGGCAGAAAUGCAAUCUUGAAUAUUAACUUUGUGCACUUUUGACGUCUUACGAAUUUUCGAUCAACAUCACUAAAAGUGCACAACGAUGCUAAAGAUGUUUUCACUUCAAAAAACAAUAACUUACAGGUUAUACAUUCAAAAUACUGAAUUAGUAGUUUUGUUAUCAGAAAAACAUUAUAAAUAAAACAAGGAUUAUUUGCUGACUAAUUUUCAUAGCAUAAAUCAAAAACAUAAUAAUAAAAUAAAAACCCUUCUAUGCUAAUCUUACUAUGUUUUCUGUACUCACAUUAUAUACAAACCAAUUAACUGUUGUAAAGGGAACUAAUAUCAAUUUACUUUCCUUGCUUUACCAAAUAUUUUUAUUCCUUAUAAAUAACCAAUUUAUAAAUCCUUCACGUAUCUGAUAUAAAGAAGAAUUUUCUGUUGUAAUAAUAUUAAAUAUUUAUUCAAUACGAUACGUUCUUAUCACUGAUAAAUGUGCAUUUUCUCAAAGUAGUUAUAAUAUUCAUUCAUCGUUAAUACAUUCCAUUUAUUAGUUAGUCGUUCGAUUGUCUAUAAUAAAUGAAUUUAACAAUGCAUAUUUCAAUAAAAAUUCAAUAUUCACAAAUAUCUUUCAAUCUGUUGAGUUCAUUUAGGAUAGACACAAAUUUUUAAUUAUGAGAUGAGAGCGUUCAAAAGCUGAACGCGGCGGUUACACGCGUGGGAUAAACGCUCGUCUGUGAAACGCUGGAUAUAUUUUAAAAUAGUGACGUUUAUGUAAAAUAUGGUGGAUAUGCCACAGGUCUACAGGACAUGUAGUAAGAGUUGGCCUGAACUAUCAUGCUAUCUCAUCGCUAAAUAUUAUUAGAGAUUGUCUUAAAUUAAGUUCUGAAAAUUCAUGCAUAAAUAGACAACUUAAAAAAUUGAUAGCUUCACAAUUAUUUGAAUCAAAUUGCAGAAAAUCAAUUCAUAAUUACUUCAAUGUAUGCACAAUAUGCACGUACAUCAUUUGCUCAUCAUAUGUGUGUAUAAUCAACGGUUUUAAUGAAGACGCUUUGUGUUUCACUCACAGCGUUUCCCACUUCGUGUGUAGUUAUACCCUAAUAAAGUACCUUUUGCUAGAUAUUCGAUAUUAGUCUUAAGUAUUUAUUGAUAAAUGUAAUAUUGUAAUUAUUGUACUGUAAAUCCUUCCACGCGGGCCCCCUGCGCAUUUUAUGUUUUAGGUAAGAAAGUGUUAUAUUUUCAAGAGGUUUUCCAUUAUAAGUAAAUUGUAAAUUAAUGUAAAAUAAAUGGAGAUUUUUGUUAACGAUA
This is a messenger RNA of Plodia interpunctella (Indianmeal moth), 4547 nucleotides long. It is a transcript of the gene ich, whose product is annotated as ichor. Lineage: Eukaryota; Metazoa; Arthropoda; Insecta; Lepidoptera; Pyralidae. The coding region runs from base 478 to 1845 and encodes 455 amino acids. Gene Ontology annotation, biological process: embryonic pattern specification; embryonic hindgut morphogenesis; regulation of transcription by RNA polymerase II. Gene Ontology annotation, cellular component: nucleus. Gene Ontology annotation, molecular function: RNA polymerase II transcription regulatory region sequence-specific DNA binding; DNA-binding transcription factor activity, RNA polymerase II-specific. The record is from RefSeq and is a predicted model, not a curated record. The transcript has 4 exons.